AUCUUCUCUUCCAGGUCCCACAGCCCACUUGUAUUCACCAUGGGUGAAAUGGCGCGUCAGGCGAAACUCCUCCAGAUCGAAGACUAUGGGCUCAUCGGGGAUAUGCGAACCUGCGCUCUGGUUGGGAAGAAUGGGAGCAUUGACUUCAUGUGCUGGCCUCACUUCGACUCCCCAUCUAUCUUCGCCAAUGUCCUUGACACCACCGAUGGUGGGGGCGGGCACUGGAAAAUCAGCCCGCAAAGCAGCACCGUGUGCAAACAGAACUACCGAGCAUCUUCCAACCUUCUCCAGACGAAAUGGAUUGACGAAGACGGCGUGGUCAAUCUCACCGACUUCUUCGCCGUGUCAAAGCAUAACAAAGUCCUGCGAGAGAAAUGGAGCGGUUCGACCUUGGUGAGGAAGCUGGAGUGCGUCCGUGGAAAGAUGUCCAUCGAUAUCGAACUGUGUCCCCGACCCGAUUACGCGCGAGACCAGGGCUCCAUGAGGGCCUCCGAGGUCAAGGGUGAAGACGGCACCCAUCACCAGACACUGACUUGGGUUCCCGACGACCCCGGCAGGGAGGGAUCUGCCGACAUCCCAGAAUUCCACGCCACAUACUGCACCCACGACCGGCCGGUUAGCUCGCCACCAAAGAUGUUCCAACCCCUCAAGCUCGGCGAAACUGCUUCCACCGACAGCAAGACGCGGUUGUUCCGCGCCCGCUUCGACCUCCAAGAGGGCCAGCAAAUCUUCAUGAUCAUGUGCAACCGGCACGUCGCUCCCCACCUCACGAAGGACCUUGUGAUGAACCUCGAAAACGACGCCUACAAGUUCUGGACGAGCUGGGUGCGCGCGUGCCAAUAUCGUGGGCGCUUCCAGCAAGAGGUCGAGAGGAGCAUGCUCAUUCUCAAACUGCUUACCUAUGACCCUACGGGGGCGAUUGUCGCGGCGCCGACCUUCUCGCUGCCAGAGGCCAUCGGCGGGCCGCGGAACUGGGACUACCGCUACUCCUGGGUCCGGGACGCCAGCUUCACGGUCUAUGUGUUCCUCAAGAUGGGCUUCCCCGCCGAGGCCGAAGCAUAUAUCAACUUCAUCUUCGCCCGCAUUGCCGAGUGGCGCAAGAAAGCCGAGUCGUCGGCCGAGGAGAGGCACCAUCUCCCUUUGAUGUUCGGCAUCGAUGGCUCCACGUGCCUGCCAGAACUCACGCUCGACCAUCUCGGUGGGUAUCAAGACAGCGUGCCGGUCCGCAUCGGCAACGCCGCCACCGACCACGUCCAACUCGACAUCUACGGCGAACUCAUGGACUCCAUCUACCUUUUCAACAAGCACGGCAAGCCCAUCUCGUACGCCCAGUGGCUCGACAUCCGCUACCUCACCGACUUCAUCUGCGAGAUCUGGACCGAACCAGACAUGUCCAUCUGGGAGGUCCGCGGCCGCAAGCAGCAUUUCACCUACUCCAAAAUCCUACUGUGGGUUGCCGUGGACCGCGCCCUUCGCCUCUCGGAGAAGAGAAAUUUCCCUUGUCCGAACCGCAAUAAAUGGAUGGAGACAAGAGACACGAUCUACGAGGAGGUGAUGCAAAAGGGCUUCAACUACCAGAUGAAUUGCUUCGUGCAGAGCUACGAGUCAAACACGACGUUGGACUCCGCAGUGUUGAUUGCGCCUUUGGUGUUUUUCAUGAGUCCCAAUGAUCCGCAGUUCGUGGGCACAUUGGACCGGAUAUUGCGCACGCCGGAGAAAGGUGGCCUUACAAGCGCCGGGUUUGUGUUUCGGUACGACCACGAGCAGACUGAUGAUGGCGUGGGCGGCCGCGAGGGCACAUUCGUGAUGUGCACAUUAUGGCUCAUCGAGUCCCUGAUACGCGCGGCAAAGUACGACUCCAAGUACCUGGAGCUCGCCAACACCAUGUUCGAGACGGUCACAAACUUCCGCAACCACGUCGGCAUGCUGAGCGAGGAAAUCGCCCUCUCCGGCGAACAACUGGGCAACACGCCGCAGGCCUUCAGCCACUUGGCGUAUGUGUCUGCGGCGAUCAAUUUGGAGCGGGUCACCAGGGGAGAUUUUGAGGGUGGCUUUGGAAAGUAAAGGACCGAAGGCGACAGCAGUCGACCGGGCCAGUGCAUUCUGGGUCUUGCAGGCGUUGUGUCCGUCUCAUGCAGCAGGGAAGAUGAAACAUGGAAAUAAUGGAAGAUCUCCGAGCGCACUGGUUUCGAAAACAGCGCAGGCAAGAGCCAACACGAGUCCUGUGGGCGGAAUAGGGCAUUUGAAGCUAUCCAGAGUAGUCCGAGUGCCGGUCGCAGGCGGUAAGAACCUGGACGCAGGUCAUCAUCUACAAGAAUGGCUACGAGGGAGAAACAGGGACGUCAUGGUGAUCAAAAGAUCCUUUUUCAUUUCUAUCUGGCUCUCAUGGGAUUCGAGGCAUAUCACGAUCGUGUUCCUUCAUCUGGGAACUUGUGCACAUUCAUCAAGCUGAUUUGGCUCCCCUUCUCUGCUCCUUUGGCAGUUUUUACAUCCU
Molecule: messenger RNA, 2494 nt
Organism: Cladophialophora immunda
Lineage: Eukaryota; Fungi; Ascomycota; Eurotiomycetes; Chaetothyriales; Herpotrichiellaceae
Exons: 3
Coding region: 40-2064 (674 amino acids)
Biological process (GO): carbohydrate metabolic process
Molecular function (GO): hydrolase activity, hydrolyzing O-glycosyl compounds
Source: RefSeq, a predicted model, not a curated record